GCAGUGACGUGUGAGGGCUGGCUCUCGCCUCUAGGUGUCUGUGAGCGGAGGGCCAGCUGGGUGAUGGUGGAUUUGGGUUUAGUGAAGGGUCUCUGAAACUGCAUGACAGCUGUGAGGGUGGUCCCUAUGGAUUGGGGAUUAGUAAAGUAACCUGUGUACACAGGGGGGCGGACCAGACAGCCAGUUCCCUGAAAGAGUAUUACAUAGCAAAGAUCCAUUAUAAUUUUGGCCUGUUGUUUCAACUUAUUUAUCUACCGUCUGUGGAGUCCUGGCUACAAUGGCAAGUGCAGGUCCAACUACCUCUGCCUCGGCAGAAAAUUCAAGCCCUGGAGGAGCAAGUGGAAGUAGUAAUGGAGAAGGGAGCAGCGGGGACAGUACAUUUGAGUGCAACAUUUGCUUGGAUACAGCCAAGGAUGCAGUAAUUAGCUUGUGUGGUCAUCUUUUUUGCUGGCCGUGUUUGCAUCAGUGGUUAGAAACACGGCCUAAUCGGCAGGUGUGUCCUGUGUGCAAAGCUGGAAUCAGCCGUGAUAAAGUAAUACCUUUGUAUGGAAGAGGGAGUACAGGGCAAGAAGACCCUCGUGAGAAAACCCCCCCACGGCCUCAAGGACAGAGACCAGAACCUGAGAACAGAGGGGGUUUCCAAGGGUUUGGGUUUGGAGAUGGCGGCUUCCAGAUGUCUUUUGGAAUUGGAGCAUUUCCGUUUGGAAUGUUUGCUACAGCUUUUAACAUCAAUGAUGGUCGCCCUCCACCAGCUGUCCCUGGAACCCCUCAGUAUGUGGAUGAACAGUUCCUGUCUCGUCUUUUCCUCUUUGUUGCCUUGGUCAUAAUGUUUUGGCUGCUGAUUGCCUGAAAAUCUUCAAUUGCCCUCUGAUGGCGUUAAGGAUUGGGCAACCUUUACAGAUUAUAUUCCAAUCCCUGCAAUAUAAUAUUCUGGACUUUACCCCUUAUCCAUCCCAGGCCUCUCAAGUGCUACUCUCAAGUCAUUGCCCUUUAGAUUAGAAGAAUGAGGGCUUAUGACUGUUAGAAGAGAAAGAGAAGCACAAUAGUAUUAACGGCUAUGGAGGAGCAGUUUCAGUGCAAGAUAGGACAGACAGCAGAAAUGUACUGCACAAGAGAAAUGUCAUCGUACCAUCAUUUGGUGGGGAGCAGUGUAAGGAAGUACUGGAUAAAUGAGCAAGGCAACACAGAAAAUGAUCUGUCAAAAAACAAAACAUGUGGAGAAGAAAACCCUGCCCAAAAAAACAGUCCACAAGGACAGAAAACAAAUGGCACAUAGGUGGGAAGGUACAGUUCAUCAUGUUUGUACCAAAACAUGGUAAAGAGCUGAAAACAUGGUGUAAAGUAAGAAGAGGUAGAGGGGGGAAAAGAAAUUCAAGUCAUAAGGUCUAUGGUUUGUGAUGCACUACGUACUGAAAGGAAGUAUACAAAGACAACGUGUGAAGAGCACCAGAUGAAGCGAUAAUUAAUUUUUAUCCAACAUGCACGAAGGCCUACACCUGGGCUCCAGGAGGAGGAUGCCAGGCAGUCUGUAUAUAUAUUCUUUGUUUUUUGGACUUGGGGUGGAGUUGAACGUUGAUGAUUCCUCAAUUUUAUGAGAUUUUAAUAAUUCACUGGGAUUAAAUGCUAAUUUUAAGAUA
Pseudophryne corroboree (corroboree frog) is the source of this 1637-nucleotide messenger RNA. It is a transcript of the gene RNF185, whose product is annotated as ring finger protein 185. Lineage: Eukaryota; Metazoa; Chordata; Amphibia; Anura; Myobatrachidae. Gene Ontology annotation, cellular component: endoplasmic reticulum. Gene Ontology annotation, biological process: ubiquitin-dependent protein catabolic process. Bases 278 to 850 code for a protein of 190 amino acids. The record is from RefSeq and is a predicted model, not a curated record. The transcript is spliced from 9 exons. Gene Ontology annotation, molecular function: ubiquitin-like protein conjugating enzyme binding; metal ion binding; ubiquitin protein ligase activity.